Phalacrocorax carbo (great cormorant) is the source of this 7312-nucleotide messenger RNA. The record is from RefSeq and is a predicted model, not a curated record. Lineage: Eukaryota; Metazoa; Chordata; Aves; Suliformes; Phalacrocoracidae.
GGAGGGGGGCCGCCGCCGCUCCGCGCCUCCCCGGUCACCGCGGCGGAGGCUGAACUUCCUGGGUCACCGGCGGCUCCUCCAUCCGGGAGCCGGGCGGAGCCGCCGCGGGGCCGGCGGCGGCGGCGCUUCCCCGAGCGGCCCGGAGCGGGGGGCGGGGGGCGGGGGGGGGGGGCGGCGGUGCCCCGCGGCCGCCGGAGCAUCGCUCCGCCGGGCUCUGCCCCCGCCGUGUCCGCGGGUCCCGGGGUGCCGGGGGUCCCUCCGCCGAGCCGGGGAGGGGUUGCCCGAGCCGGCGGGUGCCCCUCUCCGCUGCCCGCAGCCCCACCGCGGGAUGGGGGGACCCUGCUAGCGGGCCCCGGUAUCUCCUUGGAAAGCCACCGAGGCCCGGUGCCACCGGGCUUUGAAGCGGCGUCGGCGACAUGCAGGAGAGCUACGAGUCCCUGCUCCUGCUGGACUUCCCGAUUCCCAAGCCCAAUGUCAUCUCCCGGCUGGAGCUGGAGGAAGAGCUCGGGGUGCCAGACCCGAAUGACACCAAGGAAUGGGAGAUCCUCAGGGUGGCCCCCACAGCAGAUGACGGUACAGGGAGCGAGAACGAGGAGGAGGCUCCCGAACCGGAUGGCCCCGAGCUGGCAGAGCUGGAUGUCAUCCUGUCCCGGGGGACUGAGCAGGGCAUCCCCCAGAGCCCUCUGCUUGGGGACGCCUGCCAGAGCCACUGCGGCCCGCCCUGGGACCCACGGAACACCCCCGAGGAGCGGCCAGCAAGGCCCCCCUGCAGUGGGACGACAGCCAGCAGCCGAGGGGGGCGGCGUGCACGGCGGGGCAACAUGCCGAAAAGCUGUGGGCACUGCGAGAAGACCUUCUCCCGGCGGUCGGAGCUGCUGAUCCACCAGCGGCUGCACACAGGGGAGAAGCCCUACAAGUGCCUGGACUGUGGGAAGAGCUUCACCCGCAGCUCGAACCGCAAUGCCCACCAGCGAAUCCACAGCGGGGACAGGCCCUACAAGUGCCCCGACUGCGGGAAGAGCUUCAGCCAGAGCUCAGACCUGGCGAAGCACCAGCGGUUACACGGUGGUGAGCGGCCCUAUGCCUGCACCAAGUGCGGAAAGAGCUUCAGCUGGAGCUCAGACCUUGUCGUUCACCAGCGCAUCCACACCGGCGAGCGGCCCUACAAGUGCCCCCAGUGCGGGAAGACCUUCAACCGCAGCUCCAACCUGAACACGCACCAGCGGACACACCUGGGCGAGCGGCCCUACAAGUGCGCCGACUGCGGCAAGAGCUUCAGCUACAGCUCGGCCUUCCUCAAGCACCAGCGCACCCACACCGGGGAGAAGCCCUACCAGUGUGCCGGCUGUGGAAAGAGCUUCUUCGAGAGCUCGGCCCUGAUCCGGCACCAGCGCAUCCACACCGGGGAGACCCCCUACCAGUGCCCCCACUGCGGCAAGAGCUUCAAGCAGAGCUCGUCCCUCAUCACCCAUCUGCGCACCCACACCGGGGAGAAGCCCUACAAGUGCGGUGACUGCGGCAAGAGCUUCAUUGUCAGCUCAGCCCUCAUCAGGCAUCAGCGCAUCCACCUGGGAUAGGAGCCCACCACUGCUCUGCCUCCAGGCGUCCAACCCCACCACACUGGGGGGGGGCCGAGCCAGACAGAGUAGAGGUGGCUUGAGGGUACCAAUGGGCUUCAGUCAGUGGGGAUGGACACAAGGGAACAUUUCAGCUCUCCUGUGUGGAUCAGGGAUGCGGCACUGCCACCAGCUGCCUGCGGGAACUCCUGGACCCUGUCCCAGCCAGAGCUGUGGGAAGCCCACGCCGGGCGGGCAGCCCUGGCUCGCUCCUGGCUCAGGGCUGAGGGCUCGGGACGGCCCGGGCCGCCUUUGCGCUGCGCUGUGUCCAUGUCGUGGCUGUUGUGUAAACGGGGCCAAGCCUUUUACCUGCCGGUGUUUCGCCAUGGGGUUCAAGGGAGGAAAGGGGAGGGGGGGACUGCAAAGCACAACCCAAGGCCUGGGCUUGCUCGCAAGGCGCGCUCCUCCCUGCGUGAGCACAAAGGGUCCUGUAAGCCAUUAAGCGGGCAACGGCCCUGCCCGAGCAGGGCUGUCGCAGCAGCUCGGCCGACGCCGCUGGCAAGACAAGCUCAGCGCGAGCCCGGGCUCAGCAUGGCGGGGCGCGCAAUCCCUCUCCUUUCCCUGCCUGCUGUAGUAAAGAGUUGCUGUUUGCCGGCUGCGGGCUGCGCGCGCCUGUGCUUUCCCCCAGGGCCAGGACGGGGGGGGUCGCAAGGGCUGCCGCUGCCGACACCCGCAGUCCAGUGGUGCCCUUCGUCCCCGCCGGGAGCUGCUUUUCCAGACGGGGAAUGGCGUGGCUGGGCACGACGGCGCCUUGAGGGGGGCCUCUCGUGCUGCUUAGGUGGGGACGGCCCGGGGACGCCCCCGGCUCGAGGAGCCCCCGCCAUGUCGCCGAAGCGCUGCAGAGGGUCCGCGGCCCCCCAGCCCGAGCGUGGCAGGUCCCCGAGGGGCCCGGGCCGGGCAGAGGGGCAGCCGGCCCCCGCGGCCGGCGGGGAGGCCGAGGCGGUCGGCCGCGGGCGUGGGGGGCGGAAGCGCAAGGAGACGGUCGUGCGGCAGCGGGCGGCCACCGGCGAGCACCCCAACAUCUGCGUGGAGUGCGGCAAGAGCUUUGCGCAGAGCGCGGCGCUGCUGGCCCACCGGCACAGCACCGGCGAGGUGAAGCCCUUUGCCUGCCUCGACUGCGGCAAGAGCUUCGGCCUCAGCGACAAUCAGAUUCGGCAGCAGUGCGCCCACGCCGGCGGGAGCCCACAGAGCUGCCGGGACUGUGGGAAGGAGGUGGACGGCGACACCAACGACCCCAGCCCAGCCCCGCAACCCCCUGGCCAGAGUCCCGACGAGUGCCGCGACUGCGGGGAGGGCUUCGGCCAGAGCUCAGACCUGGCGAAGCACCAGCAGCUGCACACCAGCGAGCGGCCCUACGCCUGCACCGACUGCGGGAAGAGUUUCCGACGGAGCUCGGACCUCGUCAUCCACCAGCGCGUCCACACCGGCGAGCGGCCCUACAAGUGCCCCCAGUGCGGGAAGAGGUUCAGCCGGAGCUCGGACCUCGUCAUCCACCAGCGCAUCCACACCGGCGAGCGGCCCUACAAGUGCCCCCAGUGUGGGAAGACCUUCAAGAGCAGCUCCAACCUCAACAUGCACAAGCGGACCCACCUGGGCGAGCGGCCCUACAAGUGCGCCGACUGCGGCAAGAGCUUCAGCUACAGCUCAUCCUUCCUCAAGCACCAGCGCAUCCACACCGGGGAGAAGCCCUACGAGUGCCCCCACUGCGGGAAGAGCUUCUGCGAGAGCUCAGCCCUGAUCCGGCACCAGCGCACCCACACCGGGGAGACCCCCUACCAGUGCCCCCACUGCACCAAGAGCUUCAAGCAGACCUCGGCCCUCAUCACCCACGUGCGUACCCACACCGGGGAGACCCCCUACCACUGCCCCCACUGCGGCAAGAGCUUCAAGCAGACCUCGUGCCUCAUGACCCACCUGCGCACCCACACCGGGGAGAAGUCGUACCAGUGCGGCAACUGUGGCAAGCGAUUCUGGGAGACCUCGGCCCUGAUCCGCCACCAGCGCAUCCACACCGGGGAGAAGCCCUACCAGUGCCCCCACUGCGGGAAGAGCUUCUGCGAGAGGUCGCCCCUCGUUACCCACCUGCGCAUCCACACCGGGGAGACCCCCUACCAGUGCCCCCACUGCAGCAAGAGCUUCAAGCAGACCUCGUCCCUCAUCACCCAUGUGCGCACCCACACCGGGGAGAAGCCCUACAAGUGUGGCGACUGCGGCAAGAGCUUCAGCUACAGCUCAGAUCUGGUCCGGCAUCAGCGCAUCCACACCGGGGAGACCCCCUACCAGUGCCCCCACUGCAGCAAGAGCUUCAAGCAGAGCUCGUCCCUCACAGUCCACCUGCGCACCCACACCAGGGAGAAGCCUUACAAGUGCAGCGACUGUGGCAAGAGCUUCUCUGAGUCCUUGGUCCUCAGAUGGCACCGUCGCAUCCACCUCAGAGCCCAAGUCACAGUCUGGAUGGAAACAAGGGAACAUUUCACCUCUCCUGUGUGGAUCAGGGAUGCGGCACUGCCACCAGCUGCCUGCGGGAACUCCUGGACCCUGUCCCAGCCAGAGCUGUGGGAAGCCCACGCCGGGCGGGCAGCCCUGGCUCGCUCCUGGCUCAGGGCUGAGGGCUCGGGACGGCCCGGGCCGCCUUUGCGCUGCGCUGUGUCCAUGUCGUGGCUGUUGUGUAAACGGGGCCAAGCCUUUUACCUGCCGGUGUUUCGCCAUGGGGUUCAAGGGAGGAAAGGGGAGGGGGGGACUGCAAAGCACAACCCAAGGCCUGGGCUUGCUCGCAAGGCGCGCUCCUCCCUGCGUGAGCACGAAGGGUCCUGUAAGCCAUUAAGCGGGCAACGGCCCUGCCCGAGCAGGGCUGUCGCAGCAGCUCGGCCGACGCCGCUGGCAAGACAAGCUCAGCGCGAGCCCGGGCUCAGCAUGGCGGGGCGCGCAAUCCCUCUCCUUUCCCUGCCUGCUGUAGUAAAGAGUUGCUGUUUGCCGGCUGCGGGCUGCGCGCGCCUGUGCUUUCCCCCAGGGCCAGGACGGGGGGGGUCGCAAGGGCUGCCGCUGCCGACACCCGCAGUCCAGUGGUGCCCUUCGUCCCCGCCGGGAGCUGCUUUUCCAGACGGGGAAUGGCGUGGCUGGGCACGACGGCGCCUUGAGGGGGGCCUCUCGUGCUGCUUAGGUGGGGACGGCCCGGGGACGCCCCCGGCUCGAGGAGCCCCCGCCAUGUCGCCGAAGCGCUGCAGAGGGUCCGCGGCCCCCCAGCCCGAGCGUGGCAGGUCCCCGAGGGGCCCGGGCCGGGCAGAGGGGCAGCCGGCCCCCGCGGCCGGCGGGGAGGCCGAGGCGGUCGGCCGCGGGCGUGGGGGGCGGAAGCGCAAGGAGACGGUCGUGCGGCAGCGGGCGGCCACCGGCGAGCACCCCAACAUCUGCGUGGAGUGCGGCAAGAGCUUUGCGCAGAGCGCGGCGCUGCUGGCCCACCGGCACAGCACCGGCGAGGUGAAGCCCUUUGCCUGCCUCGACUGCGGCAAGAGCUUCGGCCUCAGCGACAAUCAGAUUCGGCAGCAGUGCGCCCACGCCGGCGGGAGCCCACAGAGCUGCCGGGACUGUGGGAAGGAGGUGGACGGCGACACCAACGACCCCAGCCCAGCCCCGCAACCCCCUGGCCAGAGUCCCGACGAGUGCCGCGACUGCGGGGAGGGCUUCGGCCAGAGCUCAGACCUGGCGAAGCACCAGCAGCUGCACACCAGCGAGCGGCCCUACGCCUGUAUUAAGUGUGGGAAGAGUUUCCGACGGAGCUCGGACCUCGUCAUCCACCAGCGUGUCCACACCGGCGAGCGGCCCUAUACCUGCUCCAAGUGCGGGAAGAGGUUCAGCCGGAGCUCGGACCUCGUCAUCCACCAGCGCAUCCACACCGGCGAGCGGCCCUACAAGUGCCCCCAGUGUGGGAAGACCUUCAAGAGCAGCUCCAACCUCAACAUGCACAAGCGGACCCACCUGGGCGAGCGGCCCUACAAGUGCGCCGACUGCGGCAAGAGCUUCAGCUACAGCUCAUCCUUCCUCAAGCACCAGCGCAUCCACACCGGGGAGAAGCCCUACGAGUGCCCCCACUGCGGGAAGAGCUUCUGCGAGAGCUCAGCCCUGAUCCGGCACCAGCGCACCCACACCGGGGAGACCCCCUACCAGUGCCCCCACUGCACCAAGAGCUUCAAGCAGACCUCGUCCCUCAUCACCCACCUACGCACCCACACUGGGGAGACCCCCUACCACUGCCCCCACUGCGGCAAGAGCUUCAAGCAGACCUCGUGCCUCAUGACCCACCUGCGCACCCACACCGGGGAGAAGCCCUACCACUGCGGCAAUUGUGGCAAGAGCUUCUGUGAGACCUCGGCCCUGAUCCGCCACCAGCGCAUCCACACCGGGGAGAAGCCCUACCAGUGCCCCCACUGCGGGAAGAGCUUCUGCGAGAGGUCGCCCCUCGUUACCCACCUGCGCAUCCACACCGGGGAGACCCCCUACCAGUGCCCCCACUGCAGCAAGAGCUUCAAGCAGACCUCGUCCCUCAUCACCCACCUACGCACCCACACCGGGGAGAAGCCCUACAAAUGCUGUGACUGUGGCAAGAGCUUCAAGCAGAGCUCGGCUCUGGUCCGGCACCAGCGCAUCCACACCGGGGAGACCCCCUACCAGUGCCCCCACUGCGGCAAGAGCUUCAAGCAGACCUCGUCCCUCACAGUCCACCUGCGCACCCACACCAGGGAGAAGUCAUACAAGUGCCGUGACUGUGGCAAGAGCUUCAGCGAGACUUCACCCCUCAUCAGGCACGAGCGCAUCCACCUAGGAUAGGUUCCCGCAGCUGCUCCUCCUCUGCAUUUGGGGGCCUGAAACAGACAGGGCUAGAGGUAGCUCCGGAGAACCUGGGGGCUUCCAGCCACGGCAGGAAAGCAGGAGGCUUGCAUAGUUGUGCCAGCAUGAGCACCCAGGACUCCUCCUGAGUGUGACCGGGCACUUGUGGCAGAGGAGCCGCGGUGGGUAUGGGCUCAUGGGGACAUUUAGCCUCCCCAUGUGGAAGGGGACAUGGCACUGUCACUAUAUGCCUGCAGGAAUCAUAGAAUCAUUGCGAUUGGAAAAGAUCUCUGGGAUCAUCAAGUCCAACCAUCAACCAAGCACUACCAUGCUUCGUAAUCUAUGUCCUCUAACGCCAUGUCUACAUUUUUUUGAACACCUCCAGGGAUGGUGUCUCCACCACCUGUCUGGGUAGCCUGUUCCAAUUCCUGGACCCUGUCCCAGCCAGAGCUGUGGGAAGCCCACGCCGGGCGGGCAGCCCUGGCUCGCUCCUGGCUCAGGGCUGAGGGCUCGGGACGGCCCGGGCCGCCUUUGCGCUGCGCUGUGUCCAUGUCGUGGCUGUUGUGUAAACGGGGCCAAGCCUUUUACCUGCCGGUGUUUCGCCAUGGGGUUCAAGGGAGGAAAGGGGAGGGGGGGACUGCAAAGCACAACCCAAGGCCUGGGCUUGCUCGCAAGGCGCGCUCCUCCCUGCGUGAGCACAAAGGGUCCUGUAAGCCAUUAAGCGGGCAACGGCCCUGCCCGAGCAGGGCUGUCGCAGCAGCUCGGCCGACGCCGCUGGCAAGACAAGCUCAGCGCGAGCCCGGGCUCAGCAUGGCGGGGCGCGCAAUCCCUCUCCUUUCCCUGCCUGCUGUAGUAAAGAGUUGCUGUUUGCCGGC